AUGGAUAACCCUUCAUCCGGCGGCACAUUGAAAGUGCUUGUCUUCUCUGCCGGCGCAUGCAAUCAACUCCCGUCAAAUGAUGACGGGGCCGAGCGCAGACGACAAGAGGUAGCGGUCAGUGCGUCCCCACAAACCCCAGCUCUAUGGGGCGUUGGCACAGUUCAAUAA
This is a messenger RNA of Bipolaris maydis ATCC 48331, 168 nucleotides long. NCBI's taxonomy places the organism in Eukaryota, Fungi, Ascomycota, Dothideomycetes, Pleosporales, Pleosporaceae. The record is from RefSeq and is a predicted model, not a curated record.